Messenger RNA from Girardinichthys multiradiatus, 1291 nucleotides. It is a transcript of the gene med6, whose product is annotated as mediator complex subunit 6. The coding region runs from base 64 to 804 and encodes 246 amino acids. Lineage: Eukaryota; Metazoa; Chordata; Actinopteri; Cyprinodontiformes; Goodeidae. Gene Ontology annotation, molecular function: transcription coactivator activity. Gene Ontology annotation, biological process: regulation of transcription by RNA polymerase II. Gene Ontology annotation, cellular component: mediator complex; core mediator complex. The transcript is spliced from 8 exons. The record is from RefSeq and is a predicted model, not a curated record.
CAUCAAGCUGCGACAGGACUGAGAGCAAAGACGCAAUUUUUAAGAGACAAUUUGUUUACAACCAUGGCGUCGGUUGAUUUCAGAGACAACCUCCUGGGCAUAUCGUGGGUGGACAGCGGCUGGGUGCCGAUUCUUAAUCCUGGGAAUGUUCUGGAUUAUUUCUCUGAGAGAAGCAACCCAUUCUAUGACCGAACCUGCAAUAACGAGAUAGUAAAGAUGCAACGGCUUACUCUGGAGCACCUCAAUCAGAUGGUGGGAGUGGAGUACAUUCUUCUUCAUGCUCAGGAACCAAUUCUUUAUAUCAUUCGUAAGCAACAGCGGCAGACUCCAACACAAGUGAUUCCUUUGGCGGACUACUACAUCAUAGCAGGAGUGGUGUAUCAGGCUCCAGACCUGGGGACGGUUAUCAACUCUAGAGCGCUUUCUGCAGUCCAUGGAAUUCAGUCGGCAUUUGAUGAGGCUAUGUCGUACUGCCGCUACCACCCAUCCAAGGGCUACUGGUGGCAAUUCAAGGAUCAGGAAGAGAGAGAAAAAGCUAAGCCUAAAUCUAAGAAGAAAGAGGAGCCUAGUUCUCUGUUUCAGAGCCAUCGUGUUGACACACUGCUUUUAGACCUCAGAUCAAAGUUUCCACCAACAUUUUACCAGCCUAAGCCUGGUGAAAAGCCAAUUCCAGUUGAGGUAAAUAAGGAACCUGAGCCUCCCACAGAAGCUGUGAAACAAGUGGAGAGGGAACCGGCCACCAAGUCCUCAGCUCCGGCUCCAGCGAGUAAACCACCGCCUGAGAAGAGGGCGAGGCUGCAGUAACGUUCCAGGGGACAUGGAGAUAUGCUGUGCUCCACAGCAUUAAUUGAGAAACAGGCUGCCUUCUGGGAGUCUUUGUGUUUCUGCCCCAAAAAUGCAACCUUGUUAACUUCUCUACUUUUUCUGAACUGAACUGGCACAAAGGGGUGUCCUUACCUUUUUGUAGUCCUUAAGAGCUUAGGAAUAAGUAUAUUUCAGGCAGCUGAACUGAAAACAUGAGUGAUGUCAGCAGGAUCUUUUAAUGUGGAUUUAUUUUUUUGACCAUGCACUGAGAUCAGCAUUAGUAUCUGCCCACUUUUCAACAUCAGCACACCUUUUAUUUCUUGUAUUGACUUCAAAGGACAGUUUUAAAACCUUCUUUCAGAAGAGCUGUUCUAAAGCAUGUUGACAGUUAAGCAAAAGCUAUAACUCUGACCAGAGUACUUACUUGUAACUGUAAAUAAAACACCUUGUUUGCUUUUUUGUAAUAAAAUUAUUUAGUAACUGUAAA